AUGGAUUCGUUCGAAAUCGGCAGAAUGAUUGAAGAGAAGGAAUUCCGACGUGCACUUGAUCGCUGUUAUUCUCAGUCGCAAAAUCCAACUGUGUGCAGAUUGAACUUGCAGAAGAUCCCUUCUCGCAGCGACUUCCAGAAAUUAUUGGAAGAGCUGGGUGUGGAAUUGCGUACCAAUGCAGAGGAUAGGAUGAUAUCGGUAUAUACAGAUGGAAACUUUCAUGACUUGGUGAAGAAACUUGACGUUUACUGCAACGAUGAGAAUGUAAGUAUUUUGAAAUUUUUCUUAACAUCGGUCUUUUGA
This is a messenger RNA of Gongylonema pulchrum, 303 nucleotides long. The record is from the annotation of a GenBank genome assembly. NCBI's taxonomy places the organism in Eukaryota, Metazoa, Nematoda, Chromadorea, Rhabditida, Gongylonematidae.